Molecule: messenger RNA, 931 nt
Organism: Aspergillus nomiae NRRL 13137
Lineage: Eukaryota; Fungi; Ascomycota; Eurotiomycetes; Eurotiales; Aspergillaceae
Product: actin-related protein 2/3 complex subunit 4 family protein
Exons: 6
Coding region: 173-682 (169 amino acids)
Biological process (GO): actin filament polymerization; Arp2/3 complex-mediated actin nucleation
Cellular component (GO): Arp2/3 protein complex; actin cytoskeleton
Molecular function (GO): actin filament binding
Source: RefSeq, a predicted model, not a curated record
CUACAUCUAUUCCUAUGCUUGCUUCCUGGGCCUGGAUAUAGACAUAAAUCAUUGAGCCUUCGAAUUUGUGACCUGUGGGUCUUUGGUCUGAUUCCACUUACGCAAAACAAGUUGUUGAUGGGCUCACCAGCGGAGUAACAACGGAGACCCCAGUAUACGUCACACUUCCAAUAUGUCUCAAUCAUUGCGUCCAUAUCUUCAAUGCGUCCGAGCCUCUCUCACCUCCGCGCUUGCGGUUUCGAACUUCGCUUCCCAGACGUCCGAGAGACAUAAUGUACCAGAAAUCGAGGCCCAGAGCUCUCCUGAACUCCUUCUUAACCCUCUUACCGUCUCUCGCAAUGAAAAUGAGAAAGUCCUCAUCGAACCUAGUGUGAACAGUGUCCGUGUCAGCAUUCGGAUCAAACAAGCGGACGAGAUCGAACACAUUUUGGUCCACAAGUUCACCCGGUUUUUGACGCAGCGAGCCGAAUCUUUCUUCAUCUUACGCCGGAAGCCAGUAAAGGGUUACGAUAUCUCGUUUCUAAUAACGAACCGAAACGUAGAGGAGAUGCUUAAGCACAAGUUAGUCGACUUCAUCAUCCAAUUUAUGGAGGAAGUCGAUAAAGAAAUUUCCGAGAUGAAGCUUUUCUUGAAUGCCCGUGCGCGAUUCGUCGCUGAGUCUUUCUUGACACCUUUUGACUGAAUUCUUGCUCAUAAUGUUCAUUUUAUGGUUCGUGAGAUAUCCAUGACCUCCACUUUUUAUCCAAUAGCGAGUAUUGUACAGGCGAUCUGGGCUGGUGAUGGGGGCUACUCUGCUUCGCUCAAUGAUUCGUUCCCUUCCCUAGAUCUUGAAGUCAUUUGGAGUUUAAAUGUAUGGUGAGCUUUCUCACGACUUACUCUUGACAGUAGAUUUCGGUAUACGCAAAGUACAACCAGACUAGUAAGAAGCAUU